This is a messenger RNA of Eufriesea mexicana, 1265 nucleotides long. Its product is annotated as non-structural maintenance of chromosomes element 3 homolog. Gene Ontology annotation, cellular component: nucleus. The transcript has 6 exons. The record is from RefSeq and is a predicted model, not a curated record. Lineage: Eukaryota; Metazoa; Arthropoda; Insecta; Hymenoptera; Apidae. The coding region runs from base 109 to 927 and encodes 272 amino acids.
AAUUAACCCUUUCUUCUUGGAUACAAAAGUGAAAUGCAAACGAUAUUUUCCAACGAGUUUCUAUAUGAUAAAAUACAUCUAUAAUAUUCUUCUAUCGUUUUAAAUAAAAUGGUUUUACCACGAAGUCAUGGGAAGGCUACCGUAGGAAAAAGCCUGUCGCAGUCGAGUUUCAAGAAACGAAAUAACAAUGUUAUUACCCACUCUCAACCUCUUCCAAGUACAAGUGCAAAUAUAUCUGUGUCUCUUAUCAAUCGAAGUUCACAAAACUCUCCCCCUGAUUCUAAAAGUUCUGAAGAAGACAAUCGCCUUGUUAAUAGCGUGAUAAGAUAUUUUCUUGCAUUAGACAGAGGAAAACAAAUCGUCAAUAAAACUCGUAUAAUCAAACAUGUAUUAGGUAAUCAAGGGAAACAUUUUCUUCAAAUAAUGAACAAGGCGAAGAAUCUUCUGUCAAAGAUUUUUGGAUACGAACUAGUAGAACUCGAAGGUAAUAAAUAUAUGUUAGUAAAUGAAAUACAAAAUGAAUUACCACACAUUCAUCCUUCUGCAAUGGAAGGUAAUCGACAAGUACUGUUAUUCCUGGUACUCACUCAUAUCUUUAUGCAUGAAGAAUCCUGUACCAAAGAGUCAUUGUGGGAUUUUCUUACAAAUUUAGGUAUUUUAUCUUUGGAUAACCAUGCCUAUUUUGGUAACAUCGAUCACUUGAUAACUGAGGUUUUUGUAGCUCAAAAAUAUCUUGAUAAGAUAACUAUAGAAAAGAGUGAUUCAAUAGAGGUAGAAUUUAAGUGGGGACCACGUGCCGAGUAUGAAUUUUCUCGUCGUGCAGCAUUAGAUUUUGUAUCUCAGGUAUACAAUGGACGUCCAAUAAACAGUUGGCCCUUGCAAUUUAAAAGUUUAAUUGCUCGAGAAAAGUCAAAUCAGUUACAGUGACGCACAAUCGUUGUAAACGUACGAAGAUGGAAAACAGAUUUUUAUAUUCUUCUAAAUAAUAAUCUCACGUAAAACCUUUCAAGUAUAAAGAUUACAAUGAACCCUUAUCGCAACCAUGCUUACAGCUUAUUAAAAUGAAAUGUUCUCAAAACCGAAUCGAUAAAGUUAGAUUUUUAUUACAUCGAGCACAAUUGUUUGUCGAAUAACAGCGAGAACAGUCGCUUGAAAUUUGUUUCAAAUGUCCCUGAGGGCAGCCAUAAAACUGCAACUUAAGAUUAAUGUGGAUGUGUGUAGUCUUCGAGUUUGACAAGAGAAUCAGGAGAAAUUCAAAACUUUCA